Helianthus annuus (common sunflower) is the source of this 588-nucleotide messenger RNA. RefSeq lists its product as uncharacterized. The record is from RefSeq and is a predicted model, not a curated record. Lineage: Eukaryota; Viridiplantae; Streptophyta; Magnoliopsida; Asterales; Asteraceae. Bases 1 to 588 code for a protein of 195 amino acids. The transcript is spliced from 2 exons.
AUGGCGUUUGUUAAGUCCUCUACUUGCCCGAUAAUCGGAAACAACCAAACGGGUAGUAGUUUUUGGAAGGCGACAACGGAUAGAUUUAACGCGAUUAUGGAGCAUGGUCCAGCUCGUGAUGUCGAAUCUGUCUCGGGCAAGUGGCGUAAAAUGAGCAAGGUCAUCAAUAACUUUAACGGGAUUUAUAACCAAAUUUACACUUGUCCUCCUAGCGGGAGUAACGACGAGGACAUUCUUAACCUUGCUAUCGCUAAGUGGGACUCUCAAAAUUCAACGCCUUUCCCGCACUUCCGAGCAUGGAACGUUGUAAGGAAAGAACAAAAAUGGAAGCCGGUUCCAAAUGAGGUCGCAACCGCCAAACGGACUAAAACUUCCGAGUCCGGAAGUUAUAGUGCGGGAGGCUCCACCGCUCGUUGUCAAAUCGACAUAAACGACGACCCGGAAGAUGACGAGGAUGUGUUGCCCGUUCACGAGUCGGAACGUCCCACCGGAAGGGACAAAGCAAAAAAAGACGCGGUCGGAAAGCGCAAGGGGCCGGCUCGAGUGGAGGGGGCGGCUCGAAGGCAUCGUCGAAAAUGGACGAGUUGA